Bursaphelenchus xylophilus (pine wood nematode) is the source of this 3602-nucleotide messenger RNA. Lineage: Eukaryota; Metazoa; Nematoda; Chromadorea; Rhabditida; Aphelenchoididae. The record is from the annotation of a GenBank genome assembly.
AUGGGAAUAGUAAUUUUCUCCAAGAAUUGGAUUUAUUGGACCGGCAGCUUUGUUGGUAAGCCAUGAUGUUCAAAAUUACCUACAAAAGCAGUCUAAACUCGGCCCAAAUUAUAUUAUGGUAUGUUUCAGCGAUUAGUCAUGCUGCCGGGACCAAGAAAAACUACUGGCGGGCGUUUUGGAUUCUGAUUGGGCUGGUUAUGAUCGGACUAUUUCUUUAUCAAUCGGUUCUACUGAUCAUCCAGUAUCUCCAGUACGGAAAGAAUACGAAUAUUCAGGUAAACGGGACUUCAAGCACUUUUCUUGUGGGUAAUUUCUGGAAAAGCACAUUAGAUUUUUAACUAUGAAAAAUAAGGAAACCAGCCAAAAGAAUUGACUAUUGAGCGUAACUUUUAUGCUAUGACUAUUGAGCGUAACUUUGUUGCUUUUGUGCCAUGUAUUUUCAAUUUUUUUUGGGAUUGCUGUCAGUCUGUCGGAAAAAUAAUAAGCGCUGCGUCAACCGCGUCGCUGAAGUGAACUUGAUUUCGACGCGACACAAUUCAUUUUCCCGGCGGCGAUGCGAUUUUCGAUGCGACAGAAUGCUCGUUAUUUUCCCGACAGACUAAUAUAAAGCAAAGUUUUCACGCUGAAAAUGCCUGCAGCUAGCCUUAAACCCAUUUUCAGCUUUACACAACAAACAACAUGCCGUUCCCAGCCGUCACGUUUUGCAACUUGAAUCCGUUCAAACGGAGUGAGGCCUCAAAGGUGCCAUCACUGGAUUUACUGGUAAGAAGCCGGACUCAAAUUCCGAAUCUCAUAUUCCUCUUUCAGUUGCGUGCCUACGACUACAUUAACGACAAAAAAAUGGCUUUAUCCAACAGUAACACCAGCAGCACUAGUGGUACAACAACGGCGGCUAGCAACAACAAUAACAGCUAUAUGUCUUCUACAAGCGGUACGGCAUCAACGCCACUCAAUCGGGACAAGCGCCAAGCGCCCCCAGCGCCUCCAGAAUUCGACGAAACCACCACUGUCGCGGCAUCGCUGACCACAACGGACUGGUCGUCGGAUUGCCCGACGAAAACGAAGACAGCCCAAGAUGGUAGUACAAUGACGAUUCAUAACUGCACGGACAGCGCAAAAAUCGAUGUGGAUUGUAGGUUAUGAGAGUGUCGGCAUAGCAUUGUACUACGGUCAGCGUAUCAUAAAAUGCAGCAUCGCACUGUAUAUGAUCAGCAUAGCAUCGCACUGUGAUCCGCGUAGCGUUGCACUAUAGUCAGCAUAUCAUUGCACUGUGAUCAACGAAGCAUUGCACUAUGACCCGUGUAGCAUUGCUCUAUGAUCAGCGCACGUAAACUGAGAUAAGCUAAAACGGUCCGGUGAAUGGAUUGACAAUUCGCCAAAAAAGACGCGAAAAAAAUUUUUGUCGGAGAAGAAAUGGGGAGUUUUUAGGGAGAGAGAGUACGUUUUGCGCGUCUUUUCUCUGACUUCUCUGUGAAAUCAAGACGAAGUGUAAAAAAAACGAUAGCAAAGAGUCUAUUCCGGUCACCCAACUCCCUAGUUUAACUUGCAGCAUAGCGUCGCUUUAUGAAAUCUUUUUUAGGUGGCAAUGGCAGCACACGAACAAUUUCCAUCAUGAACACGUUAACGUCCACCUAUCUGGACCUCUUUGACACCAUGUACUCGAGUUGUGCCAAGUCCCUGAUCUGUGGCAGUGCGAAUAGCGUGUGCAAGUUCAAGAGAAAAGCAUUGGGGAUUUUGAAGCAAAUUGGAAAUUGCAUGGUGAAUGCCACAUCCGGCUAUCCGAUAUCCGACCCAAAUGAGGCGGAUCCUAUUGAUCCGAUAACGAAUUACGUCACGAACAAGUGCAAAUACAAUACCGGGAAUAAUUGCAAUUUUUAUUAUCAGAAAUCCACUGAGACUGGUGACAACUUUUGGUAUCGGAUCUGCAAUAAACAUCCGGGAUAUACGACGGUGAUGCAAGUGCCGGGUGAGUGAAUUUCUAUAAUAUAUGAUCCGUUUGUCACCUUUUUUUGUCGACUUGAAUGCUCUUACACGGCUUCUAUAAUAAGCAGUUUAUGUUGAAAACUUCGAAUUUCAGCCUGUUCCAAAGACGACAAAGACUAUCAAGUCAAAGUCUCCUACUCAAAGUGUAACAACACUGACUAUAUAGCGAAUAUGAACACCAAUAUUUCCGAUGCCUACUACAAUUAUUAUUGUAAGGAUGUUUGCGACUAUACAUGCCCUUUUACCAACGACGAUGAGGAUUGCGGCGACAUGCAUUAUUACGAUACUUUAUGCGAGCUGUCAACUUGCCCUUCGACAACUCCGUAUGAGAGCACUGAGCUGACUACGGAGAUUAGUACAACGGAGCAUUCGACUAGUACGGAAGUGACAAGUACUACGGAGGAAACGACUACUACUCAUGUAACAACUACUACGGAAAUAACGACUACUACCCUCGCUACAACUACUACGGUAGAAACUACAACAACUGAGGUAACAACUACUACUACAUUGACUACUACAACCACUCCAACUACAACGACUAUUACUUCCACAACAACUAGCACACCUACUACGACUUUGACCAGUACCACAACCCCUACUACUACUUCUACUACGAAGACCUCGAGUUCAACAAGAACUUCAAGUACAACAACUUCAACUUCUUCGCUUAGAACUACCACAACAACAGGAACUACAAGCUUCAGCACAUCCACGAGCUCUAAAACACCGAGUACUUCGACGACAGGUAAAACUAGUACGUCUUCAACAACCACUACAACAACAAGCUCUUCCACGUCAACCACAACUUCCAUUACUACGAAAGCAAGUUCAUCAAGUUCGACUACAACGACUUCUACACCUUCCACGACAUCAACUACGACGUCUACGACCACUUCGACCUCAACAAGCACAUCUACUACUACAACUCCAACAACAACAUCCACAUCGACAAGUACUUCAACCAGCAGCUCAAGCACCCCAAAAACUUCAACAUCAACUACAGCAACAACAACUAAAACAACGACUUCAACAAAGACCUCGACCAGCACAACCACACCGACAUCUUCAACAACAACGUCAACUACCCCCAGCACCUCAACGAGCACAAGUACUAAACUUACUACAACUCCUAUCCCUACAAGCACAUCGACUUCUACGUCAACUACCACUACUACUACUACUACCACAACCACAACAAAGAAAAGUACGAAGACCUCAACCUCUACGAGUACGUCGACAACUUCAACUAGCAGUUCUUCUACGACGUCCACAACUCCAACAACAAGUACUACUACGAGUACUACCACAACUUCAACAACUACAAGUUCAAGUACUGCUAGUACCACUACUCCUACUUCAACAACAACUCCAUCGUCAACGAGCACAACGACUUCUACAACUUCUACUACUACUACUACUACUACUGCUACUACUACUACUACUACUACUACUACUCCAAGCACGUCAACAAAAACAACUCUUACUUCUACGUCUACCACGACCACAACUACAACUACUACAACUACAAGCACUACUACUACUUCUUCAACAACUACAACCACAACUACUACUUCUACUUCUUCAACAACAUCCUCAACGACUCCAACCACGACUAG